UUUCAAAUAUUAAAAAAUUGCUGAAGGUAUCAUCAAACCUAACCAGAAAGGAACAAUUCUGCAUUUAACCAUAAAAGAUCAUAAAAGAAAAUUAAAUGACAGACACCCGCAGUUCCGACCCAAAGUAACCUGAGAAUAUUUUUCACAAGUAUCAUAUUAUAAAAUGCCAAGUGUUGUUUGUUUCAGUGUUGGUCAUAUUCAUAAAGGAUCCUCUUUUUCAUUCCCCUUUGUCUUUGUCACCCCUAUUUUCCUCUUUUGCGCAAUUUCACGGUGUUUAAUAAAACCAUGGCAAUAAUAGGCAAAUCGGUGCUUUAAAACGCAGGAAGGCUUAAAGCUGAAAAUGUUCACCAUUGGGUGAAAUUUACUUUUUUAUUUAUUGACAAUAGACCAGGGCACAGCAUUGGUUGAUGUCUUCAAUCUUCUUUUUCUCUUUACUCGUGAUGCUCAUCUUUGCUUAAUCGCUGUGUGGAGGUUGUUUGUCUGUGGCAGGAAGUGUAACUGCAGUAGUUUUUCAGCAAGAUUUACUGCAAGGAGCGUCUUCUGGGUUUCCGAGAGCCUGAACAGAGAACGUGGAAGAGAUCAUUGAAGAAAGUGUGACUGAGCAAAAUAACACCGGCGGCGUCCAGUGGCGUGUGCUGGGGGGACCUGAGCGCCCCCAGGUGCCCCCAGUUUGCCGGAAGGAGUCAUGCCAUAUGUUAAUGAUAAGCACGUCAGCAUGGACACCUUCCUGGCCAGAAAGGAGGAAGAGUGAGCGUCUAACCACAGGGCUGUUUCCUCUGAGCGUGCUUUCGCUGUUAGCCUGCAAGCCUCCAUGGAGGAAGAGCGGCCGUGUCUGAGGGCACCGGGCGGCUGGGGCUCCGAGGACCGGCUGCAGCCGGACUUGUGGACACGCGCAGAGGACGUAACCAUGGAGAUGGAGGCUCAACUUGACAUGGUGGCAGAAUUAGCACUGGGGGUGGCCCCCCACAUAGGAUCAUCGCAGUCAAGCUCAGCUGAUGAUCUGGACAGUGCUGAGGAAGGUACCCCAGAUAUGGACUGGACAGAGAAUCCUCUGUCUGUACAUCUGCCCCACCUACAGGAUCCGGGUGAAGGAGACCAGGCAGAAGAACAUACAGGCUUAUUGAGGCGUGCCAAUAACGAGCUCAGGAAACCCUGUCAGCAGGAAGUUAACCUCUUAAGCCAAGACAGAGAGGAUUGUGUGAUGCAGGAGGAUGAUGGUGCUGCAGGCAGACAGACUGCAGAGGACAGAGAGUUUGUGGACUCACACCUGGGUGAAUUCCGACAAAAGCCUGAGCGGGAUUCAUUGGAGGAAGCCACACAUUCUGAAAGUGACACCAAGAAUACUGUCAUACCUGAACCUGCCGGAGGGAGAGCUGAGGUCAAGUGUCCAGCUUUGGAAAAAAUCAGUGCCUUUGUGAGGGCCAUGGAGGAUGUGGGGCUGCCUAAUGGGUUAGAGACAUCUACAGAGAUGGCAGAUACCGAAUCCGCAGCAGGGGAAGAAUCAGGCUCUCCUGAACCCAGAAUUAUAGCAUCGCAUGAAAACCAGACAGGUUACUCCACUGAGGAGGAAGAGGAGGGAACUGUAAGAGAGCAGGGGGAAGAGAGACACGCCGGGACCACGCCCCCUUCUGAAGGUGAGGAGGAAGAGGAGGGGACUGAAAGAGAGCAGGGGGAAGAGAGACACGCCGGGACCACGCCCCCUCCUGAAGGUGAGGAGGAAGAGGAGGGGACUGAAAGAGAGCAGGGGGAGGAGAGACACGCCGGGGCCACGCCCCCUCCUGGAGGUGAGGAGGAAGAGGAGGGGACUGAAAGUGAGCAGGGGGAGGAGAGACAGGUCAGGACCACACCCCCUCCUGGAGAUGAGGAGGAAGAGGAGGGGACUGAAAGAGAGCAGGGGGAGGAGAGACACGCCGGGACCACGCCCCCUCCUGGAGAUGAGGAGGAAGAGGAGGGGACUGAAAGAGAGCAGGAGGAGGAGAGACAGGCCAGGACCACACCCCCUCCUGGAGAUGAGGAGGAAGAGGAGGGGACUGAAAGAGAGCAGGAGGAGGAGAGACAGGCCAGGACCAUGCUUCCUCCUGGAGGCGAGGAGGAAGAGGACCCCAAUUUACCGCAUAAUAAUGCUGAGAGGGAUCAUCACGCACCAGUGGAAAAAAUCGAAAACACAGAAACAAAUAAGAGCAGUAGUCCUGAUAUCAGCAAGCACCUUCAGCAAUUAGAAUCGCUGAAGAAUGCAGAAUAUUUACAGCAGUCAGAAGAGCCAGAACAACAGGAUUGGCUAAGGGUGUGUGAGGAAACAGAGUUGAAGGGAGACUCAAGGCAGACAGAUCACAUGGACCAGUCCGAACUGGAGAAACAAUCGCAAGAGCAGAGAGAAGAAGAAUCAAAACAAAUAGAUCACAUGGAUCAGUCUGAAGCAGAGGAGCGAUUAUUCGAGCAGAGAGAAGAAGGAUCACGACUGAUAGGUGACAUGAAUCAGUCUGAACAAGAGGAUCGAUCAGAAGAGUUAAGCACAAUAUACCGAAUACAACAGGCAGAGGCAUCCACCUCGGGAUACAUGGACAGGGCAGCAAAUAAAGAGCCAGUCAGCCAGCCAGUGCAAGCAGAGGUGCUGGCGAUCCCCCAUGCCAACGGACGGUGCGUGGACAGGGAGGGGGCACGCACACUGGCCGAGAGGCUAUACAGACUGGACAACAUGCGACGCACGGAGGUGGUCAAACACAUGGACAAAGAUAACGAGUUCAGCAGAGCUGUAGGGGAAGAGUAUCUCAAGUUCUUCAACUUCACUGGUCAGAGCCUGGAACAGAGUCUGAGGUCGUUCCUGAAAGUGGUGGUUCUAAUAGGUGAGACGCAGGAGAGAGAGAGGGUUCUGGAACAUUUCGCCAAACGGUUUCAUCAGUGCAACCCUGACUGCUUCUCCUCCCCAGAAAUGGUGCUGACUCUCACCUGUGCUGUGAUGCUGCUGAACAGUGAUCUUCACGGCCAGAACGUGGGGAAGCCUAUGACUGUCUCCAGCUUUGUGUCCAACCUGGAAGGCAUGAACGAUGGAGGGAAUUUUUGCAAGGACCUGCUAAAGAACCUGUACAGCAGUAUAAAAAGCGACCCUCUGGAGUGGGCAGUGAACGAGGAGGAACUGAAGUGUUCCCUGCUUCCAGGGGAAGAAAAGGCAGAAGCACAGCCACGUUCAAAAAGCAACCCCUUCCAGGACGUCCCCCAUGAUAAGAAGGCCACCGUUUACAAGCACGGCUUGCUGACACGUAAAGCCCACGCAGAUAUCGACGGCAAACGCACUCCUUGGGGGAAGAGAAGCUGGAAGACCUUCUAUGCUGUCUUGAAAGGGAUGGUGCUGUACCUACAGAAGGAUGAGUACAGGAUGGAGUGGCAGAGCUCAGAGGAGGUAAUCAGCGUUCAUCACACCCUAGCUGAGAAGGCCGACGACUACACCAAGAAACCGCACGUCUUCAGGCUGCAGACUGCCGACUGGAGGGUCUUCCUCUUCCAGGCCUCCUCCGCCGAGCAGAUGAGCUCCUGGAUCUCCCGGAUAAACCUGGUGUCGGCCCUCUACUCAUCCCCCCCAUUCCCAGCCGCUGUGGGUUCCCAGAAGAAGUUCACCAGGCCCAUCCUACCUGCCACCCAGUCCACCCUCUCCAUGGACAAACAGCUGGAGUCCCACUGCAGGAUGCUGCAGUCCUUCUCUGAGGACCUGAGCUUCCUGACGCAGAGCUUGCCUGAAGGCCGCAAGGCCAAGGCUCGGGAGAUGGAGGAAUACAAGCUGAGAGAGGAGUAUCUGCAGCAUGAGAAGAGCCGUUAUGAGGCGUAUAAGCAGAUUCUGGAGGUGUGGAAAGGCCUGGUCAGAGAGAAGGAUGGAGCACCGGGGGCGGCACAGCUGGAGCGGCUUGACAGGGAGAUGUGUGUCGACAUCUCCGACGACGAGCUGGACGAAGGGGCGGGCCUUAAAAAGUCCCACUCCAGCCCAUCCAUCAACCUGGAGACCACGCCGCAGCCCCCCGUCAAGGUGAAGCGCAACAUCUCCGAGAGAAGGACCUAUCGGAAGAUCGUCAUACCGCGGCGCAACCGGGAGCUAUGAGCCAGCGGCAGCUUCAGCGGCAGCUUCAGCAAUGCUGCGGCGGGUUUGCUUUUACAUUCUUGUAUUCAGUUAUUUUCAUCUCCUGAUUGUUACAGGAAAAGGUUUACUGAGCUCAGCUGUCAUGGGUACUGCCAUAAUACAUACAUAUAUAUAUUUUAUUAAUUUAGUAAUACUUCAGUUUGAUAAUGCUUAAGUAUUUUUGUCUUCUGACCAAGUAAAAUGUAGUUAGAUUAUUCAAAUGACUCUUCAGAAAAAGGUCAAUGAAUGUUAUGGAGCAGGGCCGUCCUCUGUUGUGUGUCCCAAAGUUGACCACCUGAGGGCGUCAUUUCACCAGCACUUGAAAAUGAAGGCACACCGACGACUGUAUCUUACAAUCUGAAUGGCUGGAUCUUUCCACACCUGGGGGCCGCACUGUUACUGUUUUCUGCUCCCUUUCUUAUACGACAUAAUUUCCCCUAAAUUAUGUGUCACUUUGCAAAAAUAAAUUUUGCACUUUUGUAAACUUUAA
Brienomyrus brachyistius is the source of this 4595-nucleotide messenger RNA. RefSeq names its product PH and SEC7 domain-containing protein 2. Bases 812 to 4087 code for a protein of 1091 amino acids. Lineage: Eukaryota; Metazoa; Chordata; Actinopteri; Osteoglossiformes; Mormyridae. The record is from RefSeq and is a predicted model, not a curated record. Gene Ontology annotation, molecular function: guanyl-nucleotide exchange factor activity; protein binding; phospholipid binding. The transcript is spliced from 16 exons. Gene Ontology annotation, biological process: regulation of ARF protein signal transduction.